Molecule: messenger RNA, 1503 nt
Organism: Trichoderma atroviride IMI 206040
Lineage: Eukaryota; Fungi; Ascomycota; Sordariomycetes; Hypocreales; Hypocreaceae
Biological process (GO): regulation of DNA-templated transcription
Molecular function (GO): zinc ion binding; DNA-binding transcription factor activity, RNA polymerase II-specific
Source: RefSeq, a predicted model, not a curated record
GUCGUUUUCGGGUCUUGGAUGGGCCGUUAUAGCUGUCCUUUCUUAUUUGGACAAGAUGACCUCGCCGAGCGGUAUAUCAGUAUAUCAGAUUUAUGCUGUUACCUCGACAGAUAUAUGGCGGAGACGUCCAAAGGGAGCCAAGGCUCAUCUCGGGAACACCAGCGGGACAAGAAAAGAGACGACUUGAUUACACAAUCCUUGCGUGAUACAAUUGCUGCGUUUGCAGUUAGAUGGCUACCAAUCACCUCUUCAGAUGGCCUCGAUACCUCGCACCGGAUCCAGACCAUGUGGCGACAGGCCCGAAGGGACAUGCUGAGAAUCAUCAACCGUCCCUCGUAUCGAUCGAUGCUGUCCCUCUUUUUAUUUGCCUUGACUCCCAUUCCAAUGGGCAUAUCCGAAGACGAGGAGGCGGAUGGUGUCUCUGGACAGGUUUGCAUCCACGCAGCUUUGCAGCAAGUUCAGUCUCUUCGAGCCCGACAUAGGAAUCUCCAAUUCAGCGGCUCAAAAGUGACUCCGUCAUCGAGCUCAAUCCCGAUGAGUUCUGCUCCAGAAUCGGCCGACACUUCGAGCUUCAUCAAUGCGGAAAACAUUGCCUACUGGGCAGCAAUCACAUUCGACACAUCGGCAUCUCUGACGCUCAAUUGCAGGCCGCUCCUCUCAUCGGGGCUCUUUGGCUUUGAGUCUGAGUUUACAUGGAAACUUGUGCGGACCUGCUUGAACGUGUUUAAUGAAUCUUCAAAGAGUUGGUGUCAGGGCAGUGCUGAGAUGACGGAUGAAAGGGCCAACGAAAUUAUUGCGGCCGCUGCUUGCUGGAAGCUGAUGGGUUGGAAACUGGCUGCUAAUUUUAAAGAAGCUCUUCGGGAUGGUCAUGAUGAGUCCGAGGUUCGAAAGGCGCUCUCGUAUGUUAGCAAUUCCUGGAAGGAGUUUGAUGCUACUUUUCGGCCUUUUCUUGAUGAAUGCUACAAGCGGAUGCAGUUUCUUGGGCAGCAAACAAAGCUUCGUUGGUUCUCUCUUAUGCUUCACUCUCACUUGAGUAUAUUGAUGGUACUGGAUACGAUAGAAGUCGCAGAUCGGUAUGACCUGCUCGCUGAUCUCAAAGACGCCAGCAUUGAAGCAGAGAAUACAGUCAUGAAUGCACUGGCGUUUGGUCUUCAUAAUACCAUCACCUUGAGACGGACCAUCGACUCACCUUGUGGAAGUGAAACGAUACGCAGUGUUACAUUUACUGUUCCGCUUCUUGCCUUUGACCCUUAUCCGCAUCAUAUAGUCGCUUCGGUGCAACUUAUGCGGAAAGCCAUUGAUCGGGACUAUAGGAAUAAAAAUAUUACCCAAGAUCUGUACGAUAGUUUGAACGCAACUCUGGAAUCUGCGUUGAAACACCUUCCCCAGAGCUCAAAGUCAAUCCAGGCAGCUCGACAAAAGUUUUCGGCAGCGCCUGAUGAUGAGAUACUCGAGGAUACUCAAGUUCCGUAUAGGGAGUUGCCGGCGCUGUUACACGGCUAG